AUGAAAUUCUACCAGCACAUCCUUGCCUUGGCAUAUGCUGUAAAAGAGAUAAAUGACAGUCCCAAGAUCUUGCCCAAUCUCACCCUUGGAUUCCACAUCUAUGAUAGUUAUUACAAUGCAAGGAUGACGUAUAGGACAACUCUGGACCUACUUUUCAAAUCGAAUAGAUUUAUCCCCAACUAUACAUGUGACAUGGAGAAAAACCUCAUAGCCAUCAUUGGAGGACUUAGCUCUGAUACCUCCUUCUAUAUGGCUGACACCAUAGGCCUCUACAAGAUUCCUCAGGUAGCAAUUUUGAAUGGGAACAGGGAUGUGGAUUUUCACAAUCUGCAACCUUUUCUUCGUAGCAUUAUAUUUAAUAACUCUGCAGGAGAAACAGUGAGUUUCAAUGGUAAAAAGGAAAUAGAAGGUGCAUUUGACAUCAUGAACAUAGUCACAUUCCCAAACAAGUCCUUCCUUCGAGUGAAAGUGGGACAAGUAGACAAUGAUGCUUUGGAAGCAAGAAGAUUCAUCAUUCAUGAGGACAAGAUUACAUGGCACAAGUGUUUUAACCAGGUGGUGCCUAUUUCUGUGUGUAACGACUGCUGCUCCCCUGGUCAUCAGAAGAAAAGGAAGGAAGGGGAGAAAUUUUGCUGCUAUGAUUGUGCUCCAUGUCCAGUAGGGAAGAUUUCAGACCAGAAUGAUAUGGAUGACUGUUUCAGAUGCCCAGAAGACCAAUAUCCAAACAGGAACAAACAUGGAUGCAUCUUGAAAAUGAUGACCUUUCUUUCUUAUGAAGAACCCUUAGGGAUCAGCUUAGCCUCAAUUGCUAUUUGUUUCUCCAUUGUCACAACUUUAGUGUUUUUAGUUUUUCUGAAGCACAGAGAUACACCCAUUGUCAAAGCCAACAACCGAGACCUCACCUACACUCUCCUCAUCUCUCUACUGCUCUGUUUUCAAUCUUCUUUGCUAUUCCUUGGCAAACCAGGGGAUAUGGCUUGCUUUCUCAGACAGCCUUCUUUUGGCAUCAUCUUCUCCAUGGCUGUUUCUUGUGUGCUGGCCAAAACCAUUACUGUAGUUGUAGCUUUCAUGGCCACCAGACCAGGGUCCAGCCUGAGGAAGUGGGUGGGGAAAAGACUGGCCAACUCCAUUGUCCUUUCCUGCUCUUUGAUUCAAGCAAGUCUUUGUUCUCUCUGGUUGGCAACUUCUCCCCCAUUCCCCGAUUUAGACAUGCACUCACUAAUGGAAGAAAUCACUGUGCAAUGUAAUGAAGGGUCUGUGGUCCUGUUUUCCUGUGUUUUGGGCUACUUGGGUCUCCUGGCUUUCUUCAGCUUCCUGUCAGCAUUCCUGGCCCGCAAAUUACCUGACAAUUUCAAUGAAGCCAAGUUCAUUACCUUCAGCAUGUUGCUCUUUUGCAGUGUUUGGUUGUGCUUUGUCCCUACCUACCUGAGCACCAAAGGGAAAUACACAGUGAUGGUGGAGAUCUUCUCUAUCUUGGCGUCCAGUGCUGGCUUACUGGGCUGCAUCUUUGCCCCGAAAUGCUACAUUAUCAUGCUGAGGCCAGAGCUGAACAACAGAGAGCAACUAAUAAGAAUAAAGAAUUAAGGCAU
Molecule: messenger RNA, 1589 nt
Organism: Lacerta agilis (Sand lizard)
Lineage: Eukaryota; Metazoa; Chordata; Lepidosauria; Squamata; Lacertidae
Product: vomeronasal type-2 receptor 26-like
Exons: 4
Coding region: 1-1584 (527 amino acids)
Biological process (GO): G protein-coupled receptor signaling pathway
Cellular component (GO): membrane
Molecular function (GO): G protein-coupled receptor activity
Source: RefSeq, a predicted model, not a curated record